CGCGCUGUCGCAACGAUCCGUCGACGACACGCCCGACCCGCGCUUGAUGCCCAUGCUUGUACUACGCCUCCUCUCCUAUAUGUUCUCUUCGUCACCGACGCCGAUCCGUUUCCUCGUCCUAUUCUUCUCCUGGCUCAUCACCCUCCGCCGCUCCCCAUGUCUGCUCGGCCGCCGUGUCUUGAGCGCCAUCUGCGAUGGAUGAUGGGGUCACUGAGGCUGCGUCCGUGGAUACUCCGCUCGUGCGGAUCCUUACGAGCUCUCGUAAGUAAUGCUGUCUUGUUUUAUCCGUGUCUUCUUCCGAGAGAGAGCGGGUUGGGCGCAGCAGCCACUCGGCUUGUUCGGCGAUGUCGAGAGUGAUCGUGGUGCCGUCGAUGGUGUGCUCCGUCGGUACCGACAUGAUGUCUGCUCUCGUAACAGGUUUUUCUAUAUAAAGGCAAUUCCUGAAUUGCAAUUUGCCUGAUUCGAGAGCCCAGGUCAGCUGCGAGCGGCGUAGUGUACAGCACAAGAUCCUCUUCGCGACCUCGAAGUGCUUGCUUCCCGGCCCAUAAUGGCUGAUACAAAGACAGCGCAUGUGUGGGGAAUCGACAACGGCUCGCAAGCCACCCCAAGCAAGGGUGUCCGCAACUUCGUCCUCGCCAAGUCCGAGUUUGAGAUCGAUGCUCUCGACAUGCGCAAGUGGUGUCCCCGCAUCCUGGCCCGCAUUUGGUUGGCGAACUCUAACUGCAGCGUAGAUGUGGUUGCGCACAGAUUGACCUGAACUGAGUGAAGAGCAUUCGAUUACCAC
Phanerochaete carnosa HHB-10118-sp is the source of this 784-nucleotide messenger RNA. RefSeq lists its product as uncharacterized. The transcript has a single exon. Lineage: Eukaryota; Fungi; Basidiomycota; Agaricomycetes; Polyporales; Phanerochaetaceae. The record is from RefSeq and is a predicted model, not a curated record. The annotation marks the transcript as partial.